AAUGGUGGACUUUGCAAACCUGGCCCAUUAUGUAGUGUUGGAUCAAUGAACAUCCAAGUCUGUUAUUAUUGCAUGCUUUAGAUGCUCAGCACAUUUCGUUUAGCUCUGAUGCACUUUUACGCUCACGUCUGUUGUAAUGCGUGAAAACUGCCUGUGAAUUUAAAGAUGACAGAUUUCAAGGCAGAGUGAUUCUAUGUCAGUUUGCAUGCAAAUAUUGCUAUCUUCAAACCAGAGGUUAUGUCAGGCUUCCAAAGUCCACCUUUUGGGAUUUCAUUGGCUCUUUUGGGGCCCAUCGUUUUCAAGGGUGCUUACGAGAUUGUAUAGUAGCACAGCUGAGCUCUAGAUGUCUUCAGUUAUAUCUAGUAUUAUUUAUGGUUAUUAGUUAUGUAGUAAAACAGGACAGUUGUAAUUGAGUAAGAAGUGGAACCAGCCAAUGCAAGAGAAAAAAGUUCCCAAGACGUCAGCUUUUGGAUGGCUUCAAUACAUGAGAUACUUUUGUACAUCAGUUUAUUUUAAAAUAAAUAUUCCUAAUGGUCAUUAUUGAUCGUAUAGGCCUAAUUCAUAAGAACUGCCUCUAAACCUUAUAGGAAAUAAUUUCAAAUGAAAAUUAUUUGCAAUGUGACUUUUAGUUGAACUCAAAGUGACGUGCCAUGAUACCUUAUUGAAUGUCUGUGUGGUUGAGUAUAAACCUUGAAACAAAGAUGCUGAAAUAUGAUAAAAUAAUGAAAAUACUACUAAAGAGUUUACUAGAUUUGACUAACACACCAUUGGCAUGUUCUGGCCAUUCUCUGGGGCUAGUUUGUAUGUUGAAAUCUCUUUUCAUCUUGUUCAUAAACUGAAUAUAUAAUAUAAAGUGCUGCUCAUGUUUUAUAUUUGCUCUUUACAGUAAAUAGCAGAGCAGAAAGAUUCAGUUCUGAGUGUGCAAGGAGGGUUUUCUUAUUCUUUCGACAUCUGUGCUUUGAGCUCUGGGUUUUCUACUCAAAUCAUUUGUUCAUGUACAUACAGUUGAAUCACACUUUCUAUUUUCUGUGUGGUGACAUGCAAUAAAGAAAUCAAACCCUUCUGAUAACUUGAGUCUAUUUGUACUUUGAAGCCGCUGGUUCCUGUUUCUGGAUUUCACGGUGGAAACUCCACUUUAAAGAGAACGAAACUGAUGUUUUUUGUUGUUGUUGUUGUUGUUUAUGUUUGAUUUUAUACCAAGAAUAGCUUUCAUUUUGCUUGUCACUGUUAUUUAUAUACUUUCUUAGGUGCUAUUUAUUUAUGGUCAGCAAGUCCAUGUCUGACAUUUUCAUUUAUCUGCUAUUUAUUUUUGCACAUUUGACGCAGUUUGUAGGAACAGCCACAAAGCAAGUGGUGACAAAGCAACUUUCGGUUGCAGUGCAGUGUUAAAUACAGUGGGUGUGGACAGCUCGGCAGGAAAGGGGCAAAAAAAACCAGACUGUUAGCUGGAGAACUGUUGCAGACAGGACAUUUAUGAAAUGUAUGCUAAGAGCUUCAGAGGAAUAUUCAUGCCAUUUGAAGGUGAAUUGGACUCAACAGGCAUAACAAAAAACUCCAAUCAAGCUUCUUUCUGAGUAGAAACCUCUCACUGUAAGGAUGAUGUUUUGAGAAGUUUGUUUCCACCAUGCCUGCUGAAGAUGUUGGUCCAGGUCGGGGUGAAAGGAGAAGGUUGCCCUGGCUGUUUCUAGUGCUGGUGAUUGCUGCCAUCACCUCCUCUUCCCUGUCUGUGAUCUCCCUGUACCAUGUGCUGGCCCUGCAGGCCGAGGUGGAGGGUUUGAGAGCUGAGGUGGUCCGCAGGAGAGAGGAGCAAAGCGGGACCCAUCAGCAGGAAGAAGAAGAGAGCAAAGAGAGAAUUGAGUAUCUGCAGCAGACUGAGAUGGAUGAUACCGUAACAGAUCAUACUGUCCUGUCAAAAAGGAGCCUGGGUCAUACACCAAGCAAAGCAGAAUCCCAGCCCUGUUUACAAAUGAUGGCAAACAACAGGAAAAAAACCUUCCAGAAAGAGUUUGCUUUGGAAAUAUGCACAGCCAUCCCAUGGCAAGUGGGACUGAAGCGUGGCACAGCUCUGGAGGAAGAGCAGGGCACCAUUUUAAUCAAAGAGGAAGGAUUCUUCUUUAUCUAUAGUCAGCUCUCCUUUUCCCAGGUUUACUACACAGACUCUACGUUCGCUAUGGGCCACAUCGUGAUUCGUAUAAAGAAGAACGUCGUAGGAGACGAGAGUCAGCACGUUGUUCUGUUCCGCUGUAUUCAGAGCAUGAAUCGAGUCAAUCACUUCAACACGUGCUACACUGGAGGCCUAGUGAAGUUGGAUUCUGGGGACAGACUGGAGCUUCUGAUACCUCGUACCCAUGCAAAUAUCUCUCUGGAUGGGGAUUCCACCUUCUUAGGAGCAAUAAAACUGGCCUGACAAUGGAGAAAGACUUCGGAUCAGACACUGAAGGAGAUUGAAUACGCUAUAUUAUAAUUAUUCAUACGGAUAAUUAUUGACAUUCCCUGGACUUCAUAAAUACAAGAGUUGCUUUAUGCUGUGGAGUAUUCUUAAAAAUGUCUUCAUCGAAUUACUUUGUAUCCAGCUACUUUGGUUCACACUUCAGUGGCAUUUCAUCAGCCUUGCACAAAAUUGACAUUAUUCACCAUAUUGAAGUUCCUCUAUGUCAUGAUUCAUCAGUCUUCAUAAUGUUUUAUCAAAAUGGUUCCAUGUAUGCUUCAGAAAUGACUUCCCUCUUUGAAGGCCUCUUUGUUUUUCACAUCUCUAACCACCUGACUCGUUCAGGUAUGUAACAACCAUUUUUCACAAUCCAGUCAGUUCCCGAUGGAUAAAAUCUUGUCCCGCUCAGUAUUUUUUAUUGAACAAAUUUUAAAUAAACAUUUUAUUCAUAACACA
This is a messenger RNA of Cyprinus carpio (common carp), 2884 nucleotides long. It is a transcript of the gene tnfsf13b, whose product is annotated as TNF superfamily member 13b. The transcript has 8 exons. Gene Ontology annotation, cellular component: membrane. Gene Ontology annotation, biological process: immune response. Lineage: Eukaryota; Metazoa; Chordata; Actinopteri; Cypriniformes; Cyprinidae. Gene Ontology annotation, molecular function: tumor necrosis factor receptor binding; receptor ligand activity. Bases 1625 to 2407 code for a protein of 260 amino acids. The record is from RefSeq and is a predicted model, not a curated record.